Messenger RNA from Rhincodon typus (whale shark), 4146 nucleotides. It is a transcript of the gene gabbr1b, whose product is annotated as gamma-aminobutyric acid (GABA) B receptor, 1b. Gene Ontology annotation, molecular function: G protein-coupled GABA receptor activity. Gene Ontology annotation, biological process: G protein-coupled receptor signaling pathway; gamma-aminobutyric acid signaling pathway. The transcript has 13 exons. NCBI's taxonomy places the organism in Eukaryota, Metazoa, Chordata, Chondrichthyes, Orectolobiformes, Rhincodontidae. The coding region runs from base 117 to 1871 and encodes 584 amino acids. Gene Ontology annotation, cellular component: G protein-coupled receptor heterodimeric complex; membrane. The record is from RefSeq and is a predicted model, not a curated record.
UGCAGGUGUACAAAGAGAAGCUGUACGGUAAGAAAUACGUCUGGUUCCUGAUCGGGUGGUAUGCUGACAACUGGUUCAAGAUCCAAGACAACAACAUCAACUGUACAGUGCAGCAAAUGACUGAGGCUGUGGAGGGGCACCUUACCACAGAGAUCCUCAUGGUUAACCCCACCAACAGCAGGGGAAUCUCCAAAAUGACUUCCCAGGAAUUCUUGGAGAAAUUGCAGGCCGUAAUCGAGAAAUCACCAGAGGAGACUGGGGGCUACCAGGAGGCCCCCUUGGCAUAUGAUGCUAUCUGGGCACUGGCCCUGGCCCUAAACAAAACAGCGCAGGAGCUGGAGAAGAAGCAGAUGCGUUUGGAUCAGUUCAACUAUCACAGUCAGAACAGGGCCAUCACAGACGAGCUUUACAAAGCUAUGAAUUCCUCUUCCUUCGAUGGAGUCUCGGGACACGUGGUGUUCGAUGCCAGUGGAUCUCGGAUGGCCUGGACAAUGGUUGAGCAACUGCAAGACGCUAAAUAUGUGAAGAUUGGUUACUAUGACAGCACAAACGACAACAUGUCCUUCUUUGGCACUGACCGCUGGUUUGGUGGGACCCCUCCCGCUGACCACACAAAGGUCAUCCCAACUUUCCGAUACUUAUCCCAGAAGCUCUUUGUUUCGGUCUCAGUCCUGGCUGGGCUUGGGAUUUUGCUGGGAAUCAUCUGCCUCACCUUUAACAUCUAUAACAGUAAUGUCCGGUACAUUCAGAAUUCCCAGCCCUACCUGAAUAACAUGACAGCUGUGGGCUGUACACUUGCCUUGGCAGCUGUAUUCCCGCUCGGACUGGAUGGCUAUCACAUCCACCAGUGGCACUUCCCCCUUGUUUGCCAGGCUCGAGUGUGGCUACUAGGCCUGGGCUUCAGCCUAGCUUAUGGCAGCAUGUUCACCAAGAUCUGGUGGGUCCACACUGUGUUUACCAAGAAGGACGACAAGAAGGAGAAACGGAAACACCUGGAGCCCUGGAAACUGUACGCCACGGUCGGUGUAUUGCUCAUUAUUGACGUCCUCACGCUGGCAGUCUGGCAAAUCGUUGACCCGCUUCACCGCACCAUCGAGGAGUUCUCGAAGGAGGCCCCAGCAGGGGACCAGGGUGUCCUGAUCCUGCCGCAGCUCGAGCACUGCAGCUCCGACAAGAUGAACACGUGGCUCGGAAUUGUCUAUGGAUAUAAGGGCCUGUUGCUCCUCCUGGGGAUAUUCCUGGCCUACGAGACGAAGAGCAUUUCCACGGAGAAGAUCAAUGACCACCGGGCAGUGGGGAUGGCCAUUUACAACGUCGCCGUGCUUUGUAUGAUCACUGCCCCAGUUACCAUGAUUGUUAGCAGUCAGCAGGAUGCUGCCUUCGCCUUCGCUUCCCUCGCUGUCGUGUUCUCUGUCUACAUCACCCUGGUGGUCCUGUUUGUCCCCAAGAUGCGGAGACUGAUCACCCGAGGAGAGUGGCAAUCCGAGCAGCAGGACACCAUGAAGACCGGAUCCUCCACUAACAACAAUGACGAGGAGAAAUCGCGGCAACUGGAGAAGGAGAAUCGGGAGCUGGAGAAAAUCAUCGUUGAGAAAGAAGAGCGAAUCCUGGAGCUUCGCCAACAGCUCCACGAGAGGCAGCAGCUCCGUUCCCGGCGCCGCCCAUCCACCACCGCCGCUGCCGCUGCUGCCGCCGCCGUCUCCAAGGAGAGCUACACCGACAACCACUACAGCAACUCGUCCGCGGGGACCGUCUCUUCCCUGUACCAGCCCAAACCGCUCCUGGUGCAGCGUCUGGCUUGCGCCGAGCCGGCAGACAAGCUGGCCAGGAACAACUGCGACGGUAGCCGGGUCCACCUCCUGUACAAGUGACAGGGGCCGGGGAGGCGCCGGUCAGAGGGUCAGUCCGUAGCUACGGGGCGGGGUGGGGGUGUUGGGGGGGGUGUUGGGGGGGGGAAGGGGAAGGGGCUUGAGUAUCCUCGGUUCCUAUCGGUCAACGGCAUCCUCCAACUGCAUGAACGCGGCGAAAACGUCAGAACUUCUUCAUCCAGGGAGUGGUGGGUCGGUGGAAUUCACUGCCACAGAAGGCUGUGGGGUGGUGGGGAGGCCAGGUCAUUGAGUACAUUUAAGACAGAGACGGAUAGGUUCUCGAUGGUCAAGGGGAUCCAGGGUGAAAGCGGGAGAAAUGGGGAGUUGAGGAACUUAUCAGCCAUGAUUGAAUGGCUAGGCAAGAACCGAUGGGCCUAAUUUCUGCUCCCACGUCUUGCGGCCUUAUUGGAAUGGCCUCUGAUGUUCCCGUUGACCAGUCCCGGAUAUGGAUCACAUAGCCCAAUUUCUCUCCCCUGGGAACAGAGGAAAGUUGGGGGGAGGAACAAACACCAGCCCCAAGCCUCUUCGUGGUGGGCUGUGGAACCAGAAACCCUCUCCUGUCGAUCGUGAAAGUUUCGGGAUUUCCGCUAGGGCUCUGUUUUGUUUAUUUUGGGGUUUUUUUUGGUGGUGGGGGGUGGAUUUUAGGCAGAGUGUAUCGUGCCACUUUUAAAAUGCUCUCGCGUUUGUUGGGAAGGGCACAGUUUUUUCGCUGUGUCGUGCUGUGACUGACUGAAGAAUAUCUUACUGUUUAAAAGUUCCUCAAAUCCCGUUGACGAGACUUAGCAUCAGCCCUCACUUAUCGAGAACCUGUGUUCCCCAGCCACUGCCCGUCAACAUUUCCCCCAGGGAAAUAAUUCACAUUGGGGCUUUUGGAAAGGAUGCGCUCCCUGGCUGGCCACAGUUUCAAAAAGACCCAUCCCAAAGUCACAGAGAGUCCAAAGUCUGUUGAGUUUUCUUGUGAAAUUACAAGCGAUUGAGGGUUUUACAAACUUGUCACUCGGUUCAGUUUCAGCUUCUCUCUUCAGACCCGGGAAGUUUGGUGAGGAUAGUGAGGGGAUUCGCUGUUGUUAAAAUGAUACGUGGACCAGAUGUAAGUUAGAAUGUAUUUCAACCGUCACUUCAAACAGAACAUAGGUAAUGAGUUCACCCUGUUAGGAGGAAACCAGGCGAAGGGAUUUGUCCUAGUCCACACUGAGUUCAUCCUCUCAUGCACCCCCACCCCACUUUAGGAGUAUGUUAUUACUUACAAUAAUUCAAGAGUUUCAAUCAGCAUAGGUCAAUGUCUCACAGCUAGGCUGAUGGGUGCAUGAUCCUUGGCAAAGCACUUGCUGAUGUCAAAUCUUGGAGCAGUCCACCCAGACUGAUGGAUCUUAUUCAUGGAGCUGAUGUAAAGUGUGGCCAAGUCAGGAGGAGAAGCACCAGCUAAUGAAGUUGUUUAACCCAGAGCCCAUAAGCAAAAAGAGACGCAUUGCAGGAGAUUACCGUCUUGCAUUCGUCAGAACAAGUGCAAGAAUGCCAAAUUUCAAAACGAUUUUUAGUCCUGGAGGGAAAGGGUACUGAUUGGCCAAAGCAUAGGCAAGCAACGGGAACAUGAACACAAGGCAAAAAUCUUCGGUAGAUGAUGUUUUGAGGUCUGCACAACUGCACAAAGAGUGAAAGUGUUGCUCGAACCACUCGAAGCUGUUCAAGGGACGGAAAUUGAAAUGUGAGCCGGGGGCUCACAGAAAUGGGCCACGUCACCGUAACGCGGCCAAGUCCAGUAUUCAGUUGAGAGGACUUCAGGAGCGCGGAAUAUCAGCCUGUGGGAGACCGGCACCAAAUGCAGUCGCCGCCUCCUGAUCGAUUCUGGUACGAACCCGUUGGUUUACUGAACAAAAGAAUAAGAGCUGUUUCCAUCACAGUUGUGUUGCUGUUCAUUGCUUUCACAACCCACGCAGCCCCCUCGACCUAUUACGACGGUAACUCAAUCCAUUCUGACAAAGAACUUUUUUUUUUACUUUAGAAUAUUAAAGUUGUCCUAACUGUAUCGUUACAAAAAGAGUCAUAGUGGCUGCUUGACUGCUAUGUCAUAUUGUACAAACCGCUCCUUUAGAGUUGCCGUAGUGGCUUAGCCCUGCAUUGUUCUAUUGUACUGGAAAAGUGGAUGGUGAUCAUUCUACAAUGUACGUUACACAAGCCAAUUAAGAUUUGACAUCUCAAGAUGCAUGGAUGACUUUAACAUCACGCGCUCUGUAAUUGGAAAGCACUUAUUUAUAAUAAAAUGCUUCUGUAUACCCUA